Scedosporium apiospermum is the source of this 1884-nucleotide messenger RNA. Its product is annotated as ATP-dependent RNA helicase HAS1. Lineage: Eukaryota; Fungi; Ascomycota; Sordariomycetes; Microascales; Microascaceae. The coding region runs from base 1 to 1884 and encodes 627 amino acids. Gene Ontology annotation, cellular component: nucleolus. Gene Ontology annotation, biological process: maturation of LSU-rRNA from tricistronic rRNA transcript (SSU-rRNA, 5.8S rRNA, LSU-rRNA). The record is from RefSeq and is a predicted model, not a curated record. Gene Ontology annotation, molecular function: RNA helicase activity; ATP binding; nucleic acid binding. The transcript is spliced from 2 exons.
AUGGGACCCGGAGCAGGUAAAAAGAGAAAGUUCGCCGACGCCAGCAGUGCGAAGCCGGCUGGAAAGCGGAACUCAGAGGCUGCAGGCGUACGAUCCGCUCCUAAGAAGGCGAAGCCGACUCCUGCGAAGGAACCUACUGCCUCCGAGUCCGAAGACGACUUUGCGCGAUUCAGCGACGACGACGACGACGACGACGAUGACGAUGAGGAGGAGGAAAAUGACAGCGGCAGCGAGGCUGAAGAGGAUGAGGAUGAAGAGAGCGAGGAGCCCGCAGUAGAUGAAGAGAAGCCCAAGAAGAAACAGAAGAAGCGCGAGGCGAAGCAAGACUCGACCGCUGGCGACGACAAUGACGAUGAGACGAACGGCCCCACGGACACCGCCGACAAGAACGGUUCCGACCUUCCCAUGGCAGACCUCCCUGCCGGACAGAACCUCUACCUUCCCCCCGCAGCGGGCGAGGAGCCCAAGAAGUUUGACGAGCUGAACCUUUCCGAAAAGACGUUGAAGGCCAUACAAGAGAUGGGAUUCACAGAGAUGAGGGGGAUCCAGAGGCGCACCAUCCCCCCGUUGCUGACGGGGCGGGAUGUGCUCGGAGCUGCGAAGACGGGAUCGGGCAAGACUUUGGCUUUUUUGAUCCCCGCCGUGGAGAUGCUGUAUUCGCUCAAGUUCAAGCCGCGCAACGGCACGGGCGUAAUAAUCGUCUCUCCUACGCGCGAGCUCGCGUUGCAGAUCUUCGGCGUGGCCCGCGAAUUGAUGGCGCAUCAUUCGCAAACCUACGGCAUCGUUAUCGGCGGAGCGAAUCGGCGCGCCGAGGCCGAGAAGCUCGAGAAGGGCAUCAACCUGAUCGUGGCGACACCCGGGCGCCUCCUCGACCAUCUGCAGAAUACGAAAUUCGUCUUCAAGAACCUCAAGUCUCUCAUCAUCGACGAGGCGGACCGUAUAUUAGAGAUCGGAUUCGAGGACGAGAUGCGGCAGAUUAUCAAGAUCCUUCCCAAGCAGGACCGGCAGACGAUGUUAUUCUCGGCGACGCAGACGACCAAGGUCGAGGACCUUGCGCGCAUCUCGCUGCGCCCGGGACCGCUUUACAUCAACGUCGACGAGGAGCAAAAGUUCAGCACCGUCGAGGGAUUGGAGCAAGGGUAUAUCGUGUGCGAGGCCGAUAAGCGGUUCCUGCUUCUGUUCUCGUUCUUGAAAUUGAACCAGAAGAAGAAGGUCAUUGUCUUCUUUAGCAGCUGCGCUUGCGUUACGUAUCACUCGGAGUUGCUCAACUUUAUUGAUAUCCCGGUGCUGGCGCUGCAUGGGAAGCAGAAGCAGCAGAAGCGGACGAAUACGUUUUUUGAGUUUUGUAAUGCUAAGCAGGGAACUUUGAUCUGUACCGACGUUGCUGCCCGUGGUCUCGACAUCCCCGCCGUCGACUGGAUCGUCCAAUUCGACCCCCCCGACGACCCCCGCGACUACAUCCACCGCGUCGGCCGCACAGCCCGCGCCAACAGCAAAGGCCGCUCCCUCAUGUUCCUACAACCCAACGAAGUCGGCUUCCUCACGCACCUCAAAGCGGCUCGCGUGCCCAUCGUCGAGUUCGAAUUCCCCUCCAAAAAGGUCAUCAACGUUCAAUCGCAGCUCGAGAAGCUCAUCUCGCAAAACUACUACCUGAACAAGAGCGCCAAGGAAGGUUACAGGUCGUAUCUGCACGCGUACGCUUCGCAUUCGCUAAGGACCGUGUUCGAUGUGAAUAAGUUGGAUUUGACAAAGGUGGCCAAGAGCUUUGGGUUUGCGGUGCCGCCGAGGGUGGAUGUUGUUGUUGGGGCGAGUGGGAGGGAUAAGGUGCAGGGGAGGAGGGCGUAUGGGAGUCAGCCUGGGAGGAAGAGGGGGGGCAAGUAUUGA